UCAAUAGUUAUAAAUAAACAAGGAAGUAAUUAACACGAUCCGUGAAGCCAUGAAUAAGAUGGCACAGGUGUUGGCAGUACCAGGAGAUGUUAGGCAUGGAUUUUCUUGCAUAGGCCGAUUCAACCAUGACUUUGGCCGGAUAACUGGGAUAGCAGCUACAAUAAAAGGGAACAUUUUGCUAUGUGACUAUGAUAAAAAGAAUAUGAUAUUGGUUGAUCCUCUUGGAAAUUAUUUAAAGAAGCUGGACUUAGACAGUGAACCAUUUGAUGUAGCUAUAACGAGUCAAAAUAUAGGCUUUAUUACACAACCUAACUCCAGGUCGGUCCUACAAAUUGAUCCUGACAGAAUGAUUGUACUUUUAAAAGCAACUAGCAACGAACUUAGCACUACCGUGUUAUGUGUUUCAGCAGUCCCAAAUACUGGACGGGAUUAUUCAGACAAAGUUCCUUGUUUCUUUGGCGUUAAUAUGCAUGGUUUGAUGUAUGCCGUGUAUGUCAACUACGAGCAGAUAAACCUGACAGACAUAUCUAAAAAUGGAAGCAUAGUUGGUUCACGUGUUGUCAAGUUCCAUACAGUUAAUGAAAAUUCUUGCUUAUUUUGUACAGGCGGUCAAAACUAUAUCACGUAUAACGAAAGUUGGACAGGUCCAGUAAGGGUUUAUAAAAUUGCCACCAUAGAUACACCAACUGAUAUAUGCUCUGACGACAACGGCCACGUCUAUGUUAGUGGACAGGGAUCGAAUAACAUACACAGAUUGGUGUGGGAAUCCAAAGAGCCUAAGAUGGUAGAUGACUGGUAUACACAGGAACGGGAUUAUAAAGUAUUAGACAUACCAUUGGAUACACAUCAUGGAAUCAAGGAACCAGUCGCUCUGUGCUUCAACAAAGACUAUAGUAAACUGUAUAUUGUCAACGAAUGGGGAAAAUCUGUUUUGGUUUUUGAUGUUAUAUGAUUAUUGAAUACAAAUACAAUUGUUUUGUUCAAACUAAACCUAUUAGCUGCGUCGGGUGGAAAUCGACCUUUUUUAAGUGUACGUAUACAUGCAUAUGACUUUUAUUUGUUUCAGAUUAUUCGAAUACUAAACAAAAGAUAAC
Messenger RNA from Mytilus californianus (California mussel), 1094 nucleotides. RefSeq lists its product as uncharacterized. The transcript has 3 exons. The record is from RefSeq and is a predicted model, not a curated record. NCBI's taxonomy places the organism in Eukaryota, Metazoa, Mollusca, Bivalvia, Mytilida, Mytilidae. Bases 50 to 952 code for a protein of 300 amino acids.